Chrysochloris asiatica (Cape golden mole) is the source of this 2361-nucleotide messenger RNA. It is a transcript of the gene RIN1, whose product is annotated as Ras and Rab interactor 1. Gene Ontology annotation, biological process: vesicle-mediated transport; signal transduction. NCBI's taxonomy places the organism in Eukaryota, Metazoa, Chordata, Mammalia, Afrosoricida, Chrysochloridae. The record is from RefSeq and is a predicted model, not a curated record. The transcript has 10 exons. Bases 1 to 2361 code for a protein of 786 amino acids. Gene Ontology annotation, molecular function: guanyl-nucleotide exchange factor activity; small GTPase binding. Gene Ontology annotation, cellular component: cytosol; endocytic vesicle.
AUGGAAGCCCCCGGGGAGGCUGGCAAAGGCCCCCUUGGAGUCCCCAGCCCAACCAGCCCCGAUCCAACGCACCUGGAGGGAGAAAAGCCGGCCCCGGACCCGCUGUACGACGUGCCCGCCGCCGGCGGGGGACAGACCGGCGGACCGCCGCGCCCCGGGCGCACAGUGAGCCUCCGGGAGCGUCUGCUGCUCACCCGGCCGGUUUGGCUGCAAUUGCGGGCCAACGCGGCGGCCGCCCUGCACGUGCUGAGGACCGAGCCCCCUGGAACGUUUCUCGUUCGGAAAUCGAACACCCGCCGGUGCCAAGCCCUGUGUGUUCGGCUGCCGGAGGCCAGCGGCCCGUCCUUCGUCUCUAGCCACUACAUCCUGGAGCGCCCUGGGGGAGUCUCCUUGGAGGGCUCAGAGCUCACCUUCCCAGACCUGAUCCAUCUCAUCUGUGCCUACUGCCACACUCGGGACAUCCUCCUCCUUCCGCUCCAGCUCCCUAGAGCCAUCUGCCAGGCGGCCACCCACAAGGAACUGGAAGCCAUCUCCCAUCUGGGUGUUGAGUUCUGGAGCUCUGCCCUCAACGCUAAGGCUCAGGGAGCGCCUUGUGAAGGGCCACUGCUGCCCUGGAUGAAGACCUGCUCCCCUCCAGAGGUGGACCAGGGCACUGGUACAGCUCUGUGCUUCUUCAACCCCUUGUUCCCUGGGGAUCUGGGCCCCACCAAGCGGGAGAAAUUCAAGAGGAGCUUCAAAGUGCGCGUAUCCACAGAGACCUCCAGUCCCUUGUCCCCACCGGCAGUGCCACCGCCCCCGGUCCCAGUGCUUCCAGGGGCCGCCCCCAGUCAGAUGGACAGGCUCCCUCCACGCCAGCUGCUGAGGAGGGAGAGUUCAGCGGGCUACCGUGUGCCAGGGAAUGUCAGCCCCAGCCUCGCACCCCUGCCCUCCCUCCAGGAGGUGGACUGCGGCUCCCCCAGCAGCUCUGAAGAGGAGACGCCUCCUGGGGGCCGAGGGAGCCCAGCAACCUCCCCCAGCCUGGGCCACCGGCGUCCCCUCCUCCGAUCCAUGAGCGCUGCUGUCUGCUCCCUGCUGGCACCUGAGCGGCAGGUGGACCGGAUGGCCUCAAUGAUGAUGCGGGACCGCCACACAGCCGUGGGUCAGCUGGUGCAGGACCUGCUGACACAGGUACGAGCCGGACCCAAGCCCAAGGAGCUGCAGGGAAUCCGAGAGGCACUAAGCCAGGCCCGGGCCAUGCUGAAUGCCGAGCUGGGCUCUGAGAAGCUGCUGUCACCGGAGAGGCUGGAGCAUACGCUGGAGAAGUCACUACACCGCUCCGUGCUGAAGCCUCUGCGGCCCAUCCUGAUUGCCCACCUUCGGCAUCGACUCUCAGCAGACGGCUCCCUGGGCCGUCUGACCAAAGGCCUCAGCCUGGCUCGGAUGAAGGGCCCAGGAGCCUUCGGAUCCCACCUGAGCCUGCCCUCCCUGGCAGAGGUGGAGCAGGUGCGCCAGAAACUGCUGCAGCUGCUCCGUGCCUAUUCACCCAGUGCCCAGAUCAAGCGGCUUUUGCAGGCCUGCAAACUGCUCUACAUGGCCCUGAAGACCCAUGCAGGGGAAGGUGCAGGUGCUGACGAGUUCCUGCCACUGCUGAGCCUGGUCCUGGCGCAGUGUGACCUUCCAGACCUACUUCUGGAGACUGAGUACAUGUCAGAGUUGCUGGAACCUGCCUUGCUUACUGGAGAGGGCGGCUACUACUUGACCAGCCUCUCUGCCAGCCUGACCCUCCUGAGCAGCCUGGAUCAGGCACCUGCCCUCCCCCUCAGCCCCUCCCAGGAGCUGCAGCGCUCCCUCAGUCUCUGGGAGCAGCGCCGCCUGCCAGCCACCCACAGCUUCCAGCAUCUCCUCCGAAUAGCGUAUCAGGACCCCAGUAGUGGCUGCACCUCCAAGACCUUGGCUGUACCCCCAGGGACCUCCAUUGCCACCCUCAACCAGCUCUGUGCCACCAAGUUCCGAGUGAACCAGCCUGACACCUUCAGCCUCUUCCUGUACAAGGAUCAUGGCUACCAUCGCCUGCCCCCUGGAGCUUCGGCCCAUGGGCUGCCCACCACUGGCUACCUAGUCUAUCGACGGGCAGAGUGGCCUGAGACCCAAGGGGUCUCACCUGGAGCUGCAACAGAGGAAUGCAGGGGGGCACCGGAGGCAGGGAGCAUCGAGGGGAAGGAAGGCACUCAAGAAGAUGGAGAUGCUUGGGUCAAAGCCAGCCCUGGGGACAGGGGACAAGAGACUAAGACGCCUGUCGAGGGAGGGGAGGGGCAGGCCAGGGGCGGCCCUGCUCCAUCUGAGGGGACAGAGACUGAGGGAAGGCCUGCAGUCGAGGAGUAA